Molecule: messenger RNA, 7180 nt
Organism: Manduca sexta (tobacco hornworm)
Lineage: Eukaryota; Metazoa; Arthropoda; Insecta; Lepidoptera; Sphingidae
Gene: Cngl
Exons: 24
Coding region: 17-5476 (1819 amino acids)
Biological process (GO): transmembrane transport; monoatomic ion transport
Cellular component (GO): membrane
Molecular function (GO): protein-containing complex binding; monoatomic ion channel activity
Source: RefSeq, a predicted model, not a curated record
AUCGAAUCAAAGAUGGAUGAAACUUCGAACCACCGUGCAGCUUAGUUCGGCGAUACAGAAAAAACCACCUUUGAAGAGAGAAGAUUCGUUUUUGAAGAGAUUUUCGACUAGACAGACGCCGGCGACGCAGGAAACAGUAGAAGACACAGGGUCAGAAGGCGCGACAGGGGAGCAUAGAUCGACGAACCGCCAGCGACGGAGGAAGGUCCGAGCCCCACGAACAGUCAUCAACCCUGACAAGAACUUCUACUUCUAUUGGCUGUGUUUGGUCACCAUCUGCGUCCUCUACAACCUGUGGACGCUCAUCGUGAGGCAAAGCUUCCCCGAAUUACAGAUCAUGUGCCACUACUUCUGGGUGACCUUCGAUGGCUUCAGUGACGUAGUUUUCGCGUUGGACCUCAUCGUACAACUAAGGACCGGGUACUUGGAACAAGGGCUUAUGGUAUACGACUCAAAGAAGCUAGCAAAACACUACUUGACAUCACGUUCGUUUCUACUUGACCUGCUGGCGCUGAUACCGCUCGAUCUCCUGCAGCUAAAAAUAGGCACAAACCCGAUCAUACGCUGCCCAAGGUUUUUGAAGGUGUACAGAGCUGUGAGCUGCUACUACAUAGUGGAGUCGAGGACCGUGUAUCCCAACUUCUGGAGGGUGAUCAACCUCAUACACAUCCUCCUGAUCUUGGCGCAUUGGUUCGGCUGUUUCUACUUCUUGCUGUCGGAGGCUGAAGGAUUCCAGGGAGACUGGGUGUACCCUCACCGGCCUGGUGACUACGCGACCUUGACCAGGAAGUAUCUCGGGUCGCUGUACUGGUCGACUCUCACCCUGACGACUAUAGGCGACCUACCAACUCCAGAGACCAACGCUGAAUACAUAUUCACGAUAGUCAGCUACUUGAUAGGCGUGUUCAUUUUCGCCACAAUAGUGGGCCAAGUGGGCAACGUCAUUACCAACAGGAAUGCCAAUCGGCUAGAGUUUGAACGACUUCUGGAUGGCGCCAAGACUUACAUGAGACAUCAUAAGGUGCCAGGUGGAAUGAAACGCCGCGUGCUGCGAUGGUACGACUACUCGUGGUCCAGGGGUAGAAUCCAAGGUGGAGGAGACAUCAACACAGCGUUGGGCUUACUUCCUGAUAAACUCAAAACUGAACUUGCAUUGCACGUCAAUUUGAGUGUAUUGAAAAAAGUCACAAUAUUUCAAGAAUGCCAACCAGAGUUUCUCCACGACCUUGUACUCAAAAUGAAAGCUUAUAUCUUCACUCCUGGAGAUUCAAUUUGUAGAAAAGGUGAAGUGGCACGAGAAAUGUUCAUAAUAGCAGACGGAAUAUUAGAAGUCAUCUCUGAGACCGGACGCGUGCUAACAACCAUGAAGGCGGGGGACUUCUUCGGCGAAAUAGGCAUACUGAACCUCGACGGGCUUAAUAAGCGAACAGCAGAUGUACGUUCAGUAGGAUAUUCAGAACUAUUCUCGUUAUCAAGAGAAGAUGUGUUGGCAGCCAUGAAAGACUAUCCGGAAGCCCAAGAAAUACUACAAACGUUGGGAAGAAAGCGUUUGCAAGAAGCAAAAAACAUGUCGCGGAAAUGUGCUAAAGGUGAAACUAGCCCGGACAAAAUGGCCGGAGACGACAGCGCAUCAAAGAGGAUAGUUCACAAACUACGCAGUGAUGUAAAGGGUAUCCGCAAUGCCAUCCGAAGCAGAUCAAGAGGAGCUCGUCGUUCAGGGGAAUCUUUGGAAUUACAAGCACUCGCUGGGGCAGAAAGAACAACCACUGAUGGCAAAGUGCUGAGAAGAAUGCCACGAGUCGAGAGCGAUGACUCUCAGCACCAUGGACAUCAUGAUGAUAACGGUGAAACAACAUCUGGUAGCAAAGAUGGUGAAAAAUGCAUAUCACCUAUCGGGGCAGGUUUACCGCUGCUCUCAAGAUUGAAGCUACUUAAGGAAAAACAGGAUCGUGAAGAAAAAGUAGCAAAACAAAGACAUUCGACAUCUUCAGUGGUAUCACUAACAGCUCAGCCAACACCUUCGACUAGUGCUGCACCCGACAGCGAACCAGAAGUCAUAGGGGCUGGCCUGCCUUUAAUCCAACGAUUAAUGCUCCUAAAAGCUAAAGAAGAACGAGAGAAAAAUCAACUAACCCCAAUGACCAGCAAUCAACCUUCCAGUUCGGACACGAUUAGCCCCAGUUCUAUAAAAAGCCCUCUAAGCCCAACAAUUAAAACUUUAAGCCCGAUCAGAAAAGGUUCUGAAUCAAGUUCUCCGGGAAAACUUCAAAGUCCUACCGCAAAAAUGUCUAGGAAAAACUCGUCAGGAUCCAGCGAUGGCGCAUCGCGACCAAAAGUUAGUUUCAAGGAUAAAAUAUUACAAGUCCAAAGUGAUGGUACCGCUGUGUGUCAGCCACUUAACAAAGAUAUCAGUGAAAAGCCAGCUGCAGUUGUAGAACCUACACCAAAAACAGAAAGCAAUAUGAUAUCUAUUCCACAUUCCGUUGUAAGUAAAAUAAAAUCACCGGCGAAGGCAGUUGGCUCAACAUUUAGAGACAAAUUAAAAUUAUUACAAAGUGGAAAAGAUAGUGAUACAUCUGCAGAAAAAAAUAAAGCGCCAUCGGUUGAAAAGGCUGCUAUCGAAAUAACACCAUUACAAACAACAGAAAGUAAAGAAGAUUUAAAAAGUAAAAAGCCAUGGUCUAAACUUAAGAAGGCAGCUAUACUAGGAGAUUCAAAAAGUCAAAGCAAAUCUAGCCUUGACGAGAAGAAAGAUGUUGAUAUCAAUAAGGAAUCGCAAGGAAGCGAAACAGAGACAGCUGUAAAUAUAUGUGUGCCUAUAGUAACUACGGCGGAACUUGUUAAAAUAGACAAUAAUAAUGUUGAAGUUGGUAGCGAUAGUGAUAAGUCGGAUAAAGGUAAGGUUAUUAUAACAGGCCCUUUGGAACCCGUCCAAGAGAAAUCUUUAGAUUUAUUAACGCUAUCGCCCAAAAAGAACGUUGUGAAAGCGCCUGAAAGUAAACCAAUGACACCAGGAAUGUUAUUACCUAGAGUUAAGAAAUAUAGAUCAAUUGAUGACUUAUCUCCAGAAUACGGCGGGUUGCCGUUUGUGAAAAAAUUAAAAAUUUUAAACGAACGCCAAAAACUUGCUGAACUAGAAAGAGUUGUCAAAUUUCGAAGCUCUAGCCUAGACUGUACUAGUUCAUCUGAAGAUUUACUUUGUGAUACGUUAACGAGGAGUCAUUCUGAGGGUAGCACCAUGGACAAAAGGAAAUAUAAACGAAAAUCCAUAGACUCUCUCGGUAGUCACGAAUCAAAUGAAACUCUAGAAAGGCGAACAUUGAAAUCAAUUCUUAAAAAACUAUCCGAAGAUGUUACACCAGCUGAAAGUCCAGAACGAAGCAUCGAAUUGAGGAGAUUAAUUCGAGCGCCGACUAUAGAAGGAUAUGCUGCAAGGCAUUCAAAAUUCGCAAAAAGUGUAACAUUUCACCGGCAUACAUUGCCUUCGCCACCUGCCAGUGCCCCCGCUGAUGCCCAAAGUAAUAUUUUUCAAAUGCCUGAUGUUACCACCCAAACUACAGUUAGCAACAUACCACAGGUAUCUUCUACAUUAACAACAGAAGUAGGUGAAGCAACACCUGACCCGUGCAGCCAAAUCACAGGACCUACUGAGGAUCCUGUAGCACCUCAAGAGAUCGAAGCUAAUAUAAGAACUGAAAGCAAUUUACAACCAAAGACGGAACCCGUUUAUGAUUUUAAAAGCUUAAGACCUGAAGAAAUAAAAGUGCCUUCAGAGAAACCGAAACUUACUUUAAUAUCGGCAGUUGCUAAUCAGAGGAAAUUAUUACGAGGAUCUUUGGAAGAACAGGAAUAUUUUGGUGAAGUUUUGUUAGGUAUAAAACAAGUAAUCCAAGGCCAUUUGCACGAUGUACAAGGAAAAUUUCAAGAGAGGUUUAAUAGUUUAGAAAAUGAAGUGAGAAAACGCGAUGAGAUAAUCAGUCAACUUCAAAAACGUAUCCAGGAAUUAGAAAGGUUAGGUUUAUCAGGAAUUAGCCCAACAUCACAGCAACCCGGAACUGAGAUAUCUCCCACUGACAUCGGUGUUACUAUAAGUCAAAGCAUAACCAAAAAUGGUAGUUCAGGAAGUGAAGAUGCCUCUGGUGCAGAAGAAGGUUUCAUGAGGGGUGACUCCUUAGACACAGUAUUUGCAACCUCACCCCCCACAGCAAGUGCUGAUGAAGAAGACAAAGAAAAGAUGGUUGAAAAAGAAGAAGCCAUCGUCGAAACAUCUGAAACAGAAGACCUAACAGAUGAAAAACUAAGCGAAAUGACUGAAGGAAUUGAGUUAGGUAAACUAUCGUAUUCAGAAUUGCAAAGCCUCGCUGAAUCAUUAUCCAAUAGGGCAGAUAAAUCAAGUAGAGAAGAUUGGACUGCUAGUAAAUCUAAAAGGCUGGAUCUCAACCUUGAUGGCAAGGCUGGGACCUAUUCGAGGAAGAGGGCUGCUAAGCUGAAACAAAGGAAGUCUUGGGAGGACCAGAGCGACCAGGAGAGCAUGGAAAUGCAAGAUCUAACGAGACCAUUAUCCCCACACACAACUUCUGAAGACCGAUCCUUACUCAGCCCGGAGCAGUCGAGUCUACGUUCGAGCAGGCGCGGCAUGCCAUUCCAUUUCUUCGGCUCCCACCUCGGCAACACAAAGUCGAAGAUCAAGAAGACUUUGUCUGUUGAUACUGGGAUGCAUCACACAGGAAGGCAUGAAAGGAAACAUGGACGGCAACGCCAACAUCGCAAGUUCAGUCUCGGUUCCUUCUUCGGGUACAAUCGAGGACAACCAGUUGUCAAGCCAACUAGCAACUGCAACGAAGUGGUCUUAGACAUGGGAAGCGACUAUAGCUGGAGCGAUACAUCAUCAACAUCAUCAAGCAGUGAUGAAUCGUUGCCGCACACGCCGGUGUUCGAAGAGUUCGUAGAGAACACUUCCCGCCGACGUCGAGCGAGCAUGUCUAGCCACGGGAGCCAAUCGCCUAUCAGAGCAUUACCUGGAAGUGGUGGCGACUGGGAAGUAAUGAUGCUCGCCGACGAACUGGAGAAAAGGGAACGCGAAGAAGCGAGACGUCAUCUCUAUCCAAGCACGUUACGUGAAUUGGAAGAGGAAUCCGACACUCCACAGCGCGACGAUAGCCCAGACGAGUUCUCAAACGUUGAAGACUCAAACUCUUCAUCCACGACUCAUCUGCUGUCGCAAUCCAUCAGCGACCCAUCGCAAAGGUCCCUGGAAACUUGUUUCACCGAGCCGACAAGUAGACCAACAAGGGAAACCAGGCAUCGUAUGGGAUCUCUAGGAGAACCUGUAAGGCCUGAUUCGUCGCUUCGUCAAUCAAGAGGACUUAUUCUCCGAGCAGCGAGCUUGGACCGCGGGACUACACCAGCCACUUCGCAGGCUCGAAGAUUUGGAUCCCUGAAGAGUUCAAGCACUGAUUCGCAUAAGAGACUCUGAUCCGUUACGCAAAACGGACUUGAAUCCAGGUCCGAUUUCAAAAUAAUCAGCAGUUCUUUAUGCAUCGAUGGGGAAACGAAACAAUGUUUAAAAAAUAAAACCGCCGAAACGAGUAACGAAAUGAAAAGAAAUCAACUUAGAGGUUUGAAUUUGGAUAAGGAUAUGGUUAAGAACGAAGAAGACAGUAAAUGUAGAGAGAAAAAGAAUGAUAAAUGUAAGCAGGGAAUUAAAUUAAUAAAUAAAAAUAAGAGAGAAGGAGCAAAAAUUCCAAAAAAUAAAGCAAAAUCAACAGAAAAUUUAUAUAUGUCCAAGAAAGAACCCGACCGGCCGACCGGACACGAUUAUGACAAUAUCGAAUGCAAUAAUUGGACACCUUUAAAACAAGUUGAUAUAACAUCAAAUGCGAACGUUGGCAAAGAAGAAAACAUAGAUAGAAAUGAUUGUUCUGGCGAUAGUUUAAAGAAUGAAAAUAAAGCUAACGGAGAAGUCAAGAACACGAGUACUAGUAAGGUAAAUGAGGGAGUUAGAAAUCCAGUAACAAUAGAAAAUGAUGGUGAUACAAGAGAGAUUAGAAAUGUAGGCAACGGACGAGAGAAUAUAAGUCCUAAUGAAAUCGACCGGCAAACUGACGGUCAAUUAUUACUUGUGAUUGUUAUGUUCUUUGAUGAUUAUGAUUUCGUUUUUUUCUUACUUUUACAAUAAGUGUUAUGCAUGGUCUUUGUAUGUACGCAACAGUCGACUUCGAAUCUCUAUUUGAUGAUAAAUUUAAAAAUCAGUAAAACGAAUCGACUGUUGAGAUGAAUGAAAGAAUAACUAUACCAAUCUCUAAUAUAAUCUUUAAAAUUUUGUAGUAUUUCUUCUAUCUCUUUAGUAAUCAAUUUAGUCCUAUUAGACUUUUAGAAGUUAAACUUCAUAGUUUAAUUUAUAGUGACUUAGUCUCGCUGGUUGAAAGCAUGCACAAACUAAGUGUACCAUUAAAAACAUUAAUACAGCAAUUGAAUAACAAGAGAAUAUUAACAUCAGUAUCAUUAAAUCUAGAUGUAAGUCAGGACAAAUAAUCUGAACAUGCCUCAUUGUAUCUUAUUAUAGUUCCUGUUUACUGAUCAUUUCUAGUUUUAAAAUUUAUGUGACUACAGUUCCUGUAACUUAAAAUCACAGAUUAUAUGAUAAAGUUUAUUCCAGAUUAUAAAUGUUUGAUUAUUUAGCAUUAAGACCUCAAGUUUUGCUUAAAGUAUUAUAAUUGCGGUAAAUAAUGAAGCACAAUACAAUGUCAUGUGACGCUGCGACAGCUCUUACGUAGGUUUUAAGUUAUGUUUUAAUCUUAGCAGAUAUUUUUACAUCAUCUCAAUGUUAGAUAGUGUAAAUAUUUUAAUAAAAUAUAUAAUAUAGUAGAUAUAUGUAAAUCUCUAUUGUGCCAAUACAAAUAGACACAUAAAUCAGUAGUUUCUUUCGGAGUUCUAACAUAAACUUUAAGUCUGUAAAUAUUAGCGAAAUAUGUUCUAUUUAAAUAUCUAUUGUUAAAUAGUAUUACAUCUUUGACAGAUUUGCUAUAAGUAAUAACAUAUUGUAAAAUUAAUGUUAGUAAUUUAUAUUCUCUUUGGAAAUUAUAUUCUCGAAACAAGCAGAUUGUGACGCGUUUAAAAUAAAGCUGUAUAUGAUAUUUUUCUCGAUAAAAUGUAACCGAACAUAACUUUAAAUACCAAA